Messenger RNA from Stylophora pistillata, 1927 nucleotides. Its product is annotated as eukaryotic translation initiation factor 2D-like. Gene Ontology annotation, biological process: formation of translation preinitiation complex; translational initiation. Gene Ontology annotation, molecular function: RNA binding; translation initiation factor activity. NCBI's taxonomy places the organism in Eukaryota, Metazoa, Cnidaria, Anthozoa, Scleractinia, Pocilloporidae. The record is from RefSeq and is a predicted model, not a curated record.
UCAACAUGGCGGAAUAAACUUGAAUCAGCAGUUUUAAUUUUUUUGCACACAUGGAAGGUUACUGACUUAAGAAUAAAGAAAUGUUUCAGAAGCCUUUUCGAGUGAAAUCUAAUACUUCUAUUCGCGGAUCCGAUCGGCGGAAACUUAGAUCAGAUGUUAGCAAGGCUUUUCCCAAUUUAUCACAAGAUGAAAUCACUGAAAUUAUUCCAAACAAAGAAGAAAUUUCAGUGAUGCGUCUCAUGACACAUUAAGGACAGAAUGUUACAGUUUUUUGUCUCAGUGGAGAACCAAUAUUCUUUGAAGUUGAAAAGAAAGUUUUCCCAACAGACCUAAUGCUUCCUGGUGUGAUCCUGCCAUGUGAGGGGCUCUCAGCUCUGGGAAGAUUUGAGAGAGGUACACUUUGCAGUGUAUGUCUCAAGGGUAACAGAGCUCCUGUAGCUGUUGGAACAACAUUAGUGUCAAGUAAGGACUUAUUAGAGGAUGGUUUGCGAGGAAAAGGAGUGAAGAUUGAACAUGUCUACCUAGACCAGUUGUGGGCACAGGGAAGUAAAACUCAGUUGCCACAGCUGAAUGAGACAAAUGAACAGGUUGAAAUGGCUAAUGUUAAUGAUCAUAUGCAAGAACUGUCAUUUGAUGAAACUGAGGACAUUAAUCAUAAGGAGGUUGAAGAGACUGAAAGCUCAGAGGGCUUUGCUCAGAGAGAUGGUAGGAGAGAGGAAGAAGUUUCAGUUCAGGAAAGCAAUGGACUGAAUCCACUGUCAACCAGUGUUACAAAUGCAGACAGUGAUGAAGUUGGACAAGAAUUCUUAGAGUUUGAAGGUGAAACAAAUUCACAGGACAAACUUUUAGAAAAUAUGGAUGAUCUUUUAGAAUACUGUUUCUUUUGUUCCUUGAUGAGAAUGAAGAAAGUAGAACUUCCUGUGUUGACCAGUACAUUUUCCAGGAGUUAUCUUUUGCCUUCCUGCCCAGAGGGGAAGUCAGUUGAUAUCAAGAAAUCCUCGUACAAAAAACUGUCGAAAUUCCUUCAGUGCAUGCAAGAGAGAGGUUUGAUAUCGCUACAAGAGGCGUCCAAAGGAGUCGAUCAUAUCACCAGAAUAGCUUGGGACCAUCCAGAGCUGAAGGAUUUCAAAGCAAAUGCGCCAGCUGUUGACAGUGUCAGCGCUGAAACGAGCUCUCCGUCUUGCAGCGCAGAGCCUCCAUGUAUAGAGGAGCUGUUCUCUGUAUCUGCAGCAUUGUUACCGAUAUUUUCCGAAUUUGGAUUCAGGAAAAAUGAUAUUAUAAACCAUGCUGGUGUCCGGUCGACCAUGACGAAUUACGUGAAAGCUCACGACCUUGUGUCGAAUGAGGACAAAAGAAUGGUUUUGCUAGAUCCCAGCUUGACUAAAAUCCUCUUAAACAAACAUGAGGAUAUCGAAGUUCUCCCGUGGGAUCGACUCUUCGAAAGAGUGUCGUCGAAAAUGAAUAACUGUCAUCGAAUAACACUUCCAGGCCAGGAGCCGAUCGUAAGGAAAGGAAAAAUCGAUUCCAUCGAAAUUAAAGUGGAACAACGAAUGGGUAACAAAAAGGUCACGUUGAUCCGCAAUCUUGAGUCCUACGGGAUCGAUCCUCAAGAAUUUGCACAUAAUGUGCAAAUUAAGGCUGCAUGUAGUACUUCAGUUUCUCAGCUUCCGGGAAAACAUACUGCGCCCGGAUUGCAGGUUUUAGUGCAGGGAAACCAAGUGGCCAUUGUGGCGAAAUUUCUCCUAGAUGAAUACAAGAUCCCUAAGAGGUACAUCAGUGGACUUGACAUACUCAAAAGCGGCAAGAAAAAGAAAAAAUAAAUCUGAUGAUAAUAUUAUUUUGAACUUAUAAAUUAUGAAAUAAAGAUAAAUUGGCCCUCUACAUGGUGCUUUCCUCUGGUUUCGAUUCGCUGAAAAGAAAAAUUUAU